Ceratina calcarata is the source of this 614-nucleotide messenger RNA. RefSeq lists its product as uncharacterized. The transcript is spliced from 3 exons. NCBI's taxonomy places the organism in Eukaryota, Metazoa, Arthropoda, Insecta, Hymenoptera, Apidae. Gene Ontology annotation, cellular component: membrane. Gene Ontology annotation, molecular function: olfactory receptor activity; odorant binding. Gene Ontology annotation, biological process: sensory perception of smell. The annotation marks the transcript as partial. The record is from RefSeq and is a predicted model, not a curated record.
GUUGACUACCAUACUGAAGAAAUUACUGUCUCCAAACGUUGGAAUUCUCUACAUAAAUUACGUUUUCCGAUUCUGCUUCUUAGGUUUUAUGUUGGUUACGGUUUCUACAAUGAACUUUCAGAAAUAUUUGAUUAUAUUAUAUACGGUUGGAGCUCUAACGCAGUUUUACGUACUGUGCUUUUGUAUGCAAGAAUUACUAGAAGCGAGUAGAAGUAUUGCAGAUGACGUGAUAUAUGAAACUUGGUAUAUGUAUGAUAUGCCGUUGCAACAUGUAACUACUAUGAUAGUUUUAGGUAAUAAAUUGGAAUGCAAGUUGUCUAGUCUUCGCAAUAUUGACUUAACUUUACCGUCGUUCAUGUCGGUAAGUUUUUCGGAGGUUUAUUUCUUCCCUAAGGGACUAGGGUAGUCACGUGACUUUUCUAACAUUUGUCAAUUUUUUGACGUGUUUUGCUUUGUUUUAUGUAUAACCAGGCAAAAAAUAUGAGUUCACGCUAUUCCAUUUUACAGCUUUCUUCCUCAGUAAAUCAAGACAAAAUUCGGUCUGUACUUUCGAAAACCCUUAUGCUCCGAAUUAACUAGCAUUUUAGAAAUCGGUUUCUUUCUUAACAGAAAUU